UUCAUUGUAGAAAUCAAAGGAUUCAUCGAACGGUUCCGAUUUCCAGGCUACGAAUUCGAAGCCUUGCGGAGACGGGUGAAGAGCACGCGCCUCCGUUGUUACCUCAAGAGGCUUCGAACAAUCAAUCAAUUGUUGCACAAUCUCAUCUGGGUAAAGAAAAAAUUCAUAGCACUAAACAAAGGUGCCGUAUUUCGAGGCCGUCUUUUUUUCCGAUGACAGAUGUCUCGAUCUCCCUCCCCGCCAAACGCAAGCGUGGCCGCCCCCGUAAAGACAACCAUCUCUACAGAGAAGGCGGUACCACCUCAACAAACUCACCCAAACACCCUACUCAAGAAUUCGACAAAAAAUCCCAAAAUGCCCCUGUCGUAGACGACACCUUGGUCGGGUCCACUGUCCACGGAGUUAUAGACGGUUCGUUCGACGCGGGGUAUCUAAUAUCCGUCAGAAUCGGAAACAACGAGACAGCUUUCCGAGGAGUUGUUUUUCAGCCACGAAAAUUCGUUCCGAUUACAUCAGCAAAUGACGUGGCACCACAAGCGAAAAUGUACCAAAGAAGAGAGAUUAAUAAUGAUAUUAACAUCACCGGCACAUUUAGUCCUCAACCGGAAAAUCCAGUUUUCCGGCCAGUGCUGCCGCCACUCUCAGCCACCACCGCCACAACCACCACCCCAUCAUACCCUUCGAGCAACAAUAAUAUUAAUACUCAUUCGAACUUUCUCCAUAAUAACAAACAACAACAGCCUCCGUUUCUCCACUCGACCGGAAAUCUAAGAAUGGUGGAAGAGGAUGACGUGAUGCAAGCGUUCGAGGUUUCGACAUCAUCGAAAGCCAUGUCGAAGAAUAUUCCAGAAUCUUUAUUCAAAGGUGGUAACGAAAUGAUCGAUAAAGUCGGCCCGAAUUUAGAACAACUCCACCACAACUUCAUGGAGGAUAUGCCUCGGUGCGCGUUCGAAAUCCAGCGAGACGAAAUGGUUUGCCCUGAAAAUUACCAUCAAAAUCUUUUGACCAAUCAUCAUCAUCAUCAUCAUCAAACUCAAAAUCCCGAUAAAUUGUUUCUUACGAGCGAUCAUUUGAAGUUGGAUCUGUCUAAUUCUUCCCUGCAUGAAAAGAAACCAGAACAAUUACAGCUUCUUGAGACAAAUUAUUUGGGGCUAAACGGGCUAAAAAGCCCGAAUCUUGGGUACCAGCAAGCGUUGGUAGCGGGUAAUCCUCUGUUGUUGCCCCCAGCGUUUAUCGGUGAGCCUGCGUUGGAUUUUAUGCUGGGGAAGACUACUAAUAAGUCACCUACAAACAGUAGGACUAAUUUGGAGGUGGAAUCCAGUGGCGGUGCGGGUGUUGGUGCAGGUGCACCGUAUGAUUUGGAGCUGGCUACUCCACAGUCGAAUGUGAACGCGAGGACCGCAAAUGCGAAUCAGACGAAUUCUUCUGCUGCGUGUAUUAACGAUAUGGAUUUUGAUCUGAGUGACGUUGUUCAACCUACUGAAUCGCAUGGCCGACAGAGCUACUUAUCGGAAACCGAGCAUAGAUGAUGUAAGCCCUAGAAAAUAAACGUUCCAUGUUUCGAGUGAAGUUGAUAAAGAUUAUUUACCAGAGAAAAUACUAUUAUAUGAUUGAGUUUCUGCCUUUUGAGUUAACAUCUAUUUUCUUGCAAUGUUUUAUUUUCU
Molecule: messenger RNA, 1664 nt
Organism: Erythranthe guttata (spotted monkey flower)
Lineage: Eukaryota; Viridiplantae; Streptophyta; Magnoliopsida; Lamiales; Phrymaceae
Product: DNA binding protein
Source: RefSeq, a predicted model, not a curated record